Messenger RNA from Lytechinus pictus (painted urchin), 3394 nucleotides. RefSeq lists its product as uncharacterized. The transcript is spliced from 2 exons. The coding region runs from base 412 to 2067 and encodes 551 amino acids. Lineage: Eukaryota; Metazoa; Echinodermata; Echinoidea; Temnopleuroida; Toxopneustidae. The record is from RefSeq and is a predicted model, not a curated record.
AGAGAGAGAGGAUAGAAAAAGGGGUAAUAGAGAACAAACAGAGGAGAGAGAAUAAUAUAUCUAUGCCAUUCAGCAUGCUCAACCACGACAAGGAAAUAUCACCGACCCUUGACGUUUGCUUGGGGAUUUUACCAUGACGACAAAGGUUCAAUAUUUUCACAUCUUUGUUGUUUUUGGAUAUCGUGCAAGAGAAUUAUACAUCAUCUUCAUUUCCUCAACAAGCCUUCGUCGUGUUCACAAGCAAGAGCCCGCGUUCUAGGUGAGAUCACAUAGCUACCCAAUAUUCAGUUCUUCGAGAUCUACGAAAGAGCCAAAGGACGACUUAAGGCGUGCUAACAAUAUUGUCAUCGCUGUAUAUGAUUAUUAAUGCACCGGGAAGUUCACAGGUCCGUGACAGUGAUCUAUUGAACCAUGAAAAGAGGAAGUUGGAUUCUGAGUUUUGGGACUGAGGAAGGAAAGCGAUCACACGGUGCGUUAUCAUCCAAUGUAAGCACUCUGCAGAAUCGCUAUUCCGGUUAUGGUGUAAUUAGCCGAUAUUUAGGUGAAAACAAGACUGAAAUCAUGGCUGAAAGUGAGGUACGUGGGACAGAAGCAGUCAGUGAUCAGCCUGAUCAGACAGACAGAGAUAAGAGAGAUAUAAGUCGAGCUGAUUCAGUGGAGAGCGCUAUUGAUCAGCAUUUGAAAAAAGUGGAGCUGCAAGUGAUAGCUGCGACCGAAAAAGAACUCAGUCAGGCGGAGGUUGAUCGAUACAAAAUGGCAACAUUAAUCAACCAGGAAACUGAGCGAGAUAUUCGACGAUUGUACGAGAAGAGAGAUGAACGACUGAGAAAGAACCACCAAGAAACUGAGAAUAAACGACAAAUUAUUGUUGAAAAGAGAUUUGAACUUGUGGAACAGAUUCACAGCUUGGGUGACGAAAUCAUGAAAACUGCAAACAAAUUGAAAAUAAAACACCAUGAUAUGGGAUUAUCGAAAGCAUCAUCGUCACCGAAGCUCCAUGCUAAACUAGCCAAGAAGCUAUCAGGACACCAUCACAAGAACGGCGGAGACAGCAGCUCCAAGAAUAAACAGUCGUGCGCUGGAGUUGAAGGACUUGCUAAGCUUGUUCAUGAGAUAGCCUUUGGAAUAUCUUUCAUGAAGCUUGAAGGAGCGAAGGUUGGUCAGAUAAGUGGCAACACGGAUAGGUGGGUCUUGGAAGAGAAGAUUGAGGUUGGACCGAUGGUUGGACUACCAGCUCUGAAGGGCGCUAUCAGCGGUUCUGAAGUCGUGGUGGAGGAUGUCAAGACAUCUUCUGUGUACGUCACGAACAUCGAAGAUAAGACAACCCGGAUGGUGAUUGAAGAGAAGUACCCGAUGUUUAACUGCGCAUCCCAUGACGGUACGGUGAUUGUCUGCGGCGGCAGGAGUGGCAAGGUGGCGCUCUAUGACAGAUCUUGGGGACACCUUCGAAACCUGAGCUUACCGGAGAAGUUCUUGAGCGGAGCUGAGGUGAUGUGUGUCGCGGUGGACGGAAGCGCCAGGAUCUUGAUAGCUCAGUAUGGAGGUAACACCAUCCACGUCUUCAAUCCUUCAGGUACUCAGUGGAUUAAGACCAUCGAGAUCGAAGAGAUGGUUCCGAUUCAUGGUAUCCAUGUCUUACAAUCUGGAAUCGCUGUACACUCUGCUAUGUACGGAGAACAGGUGUGCAUCGUAGACAAGGACGGGAAGGUCAAGUCUAACGUAUUUCUUGAGGAAUCCGAGGAGAAGUGCAUGAGUAUUCUAUCCACUGACCCGGUGUCCAAUGCCCUCUUUAACCUGACUUGUAAUGCUACCAGUGGACAAUGUGUGGUCGAGGAACUCUGUGACGUGAAGUCAGGUCACGCAAAACCAGAGAAGAUACUUGAAUUUGAUGCUCCUCGACUGGCUAAUGGACUUAUUUCAGGAGAGGGGUUCAGUGUCUUAAGACCAGGCAAGAUGGUUACGUGUGACGGGGAACAACUUCUUGUCUUUGGAAAGAGAAAAGGGUUACACCAUCUUCGACAUAUAAUAUCGGAAUCAACUACAUUCAACAAAGGUGAUAGAGACUGAGUACCACUGUUAAUAUUGAUGACAUACUUCUUGUAAAUGUUGUAUAUUCCUUUUUCGUAAUGGACAUAACAGACAGCCUGGAGCUGUUUCAGCGAAAUAUAACAUUACAAAAAAUUAGAAUAUGAAUUUCGGAGAGGGGUGGGGCACUCGAUUAGGUUAAGACGCAAUGUUCAAUGUUAUGUGUGCUUUGUUACGUUUUCUUGACCCCCCCCCCCAAAAAAAAAAAAAAACAUGGAAAUAGACAUGUAUACUCGUGUCUUGACUUAGUUGACUAUUAGUCGAGAUUUUCGGAUGCCCUGUUAUAUCUUGGUGUAGGGACAUGCUCUUGUGGUUCACAUUCGGUUUAUGGACACGGAAAGCGCCUGGAAAUUUGUGCUUUUGUAAUAUUUUCAAGUCAUGAUUGACAAAUUUACACGAAUAAAUGCUUUGCGAUGUACUCUUAAACCUGUGGCUGCGCGUGUGUAUAUUGAUACAGAUGAGUGCCCCACCAUGAAAUCUGAAUAUCUUUUAUUCUGUGUAAUAUACGAUUAUUAUGUGAAAUACUUAAACGGAAUGCAAAAAUGCUGGUUCAUAAUCUUUAUAAUCAUGGUUUCAUUACGAAACAAGAGAGUGUUUAGAUUGGUAUUAUGGGCAUGUACAUAUAAAUACUCAGACACUUUAUUAUUCAGGUAAUAAAUGAUAUAAGUACUUCUGAUUGUUACUUAUUGUAGUUCAUCAUUCUGGAUAUCGGGGUAUGAUUAUGAGGGUUUUAAAAUGUCUUUUAAUGUUCGUGGUCCCGUUUGAUAAAACGUACUAAGUAACGUGGUCAUCCAAAUGGACCACUGUAACAAUUCACAGUCAAACAUAAUCAAUGGUCUGAUGGUAAUUAUCAAUGGGUGACUUUGCAGCCACUCCCAAACCAACAAUAAGUCGUUUGGAAAGGUUCUCUGUUUAUAGCCAAGAUAUUCAUUUGGUCUUCCAAAAGUCAAAAUUUUGAAAAUAACUAUUUGAAAGAAAAGUCCCUUCUUCAUACUGUCAAAAGUUGAAGUUGUAAAGUUAGAUUUAUAGACGAGAUACAAGAGUUUUAUUGAGAUUGCAUAGUGUGCACAUAAAUGAUUGAGUAAACCCAAAUCUCAAACCCUAUUUUAUUAUUCUUUAAAGGACUCACUGGAAAUCUUCUACAUUCAAGCAAGUUCUUGGUGGGUUAUUGUUGAUUAAUUUUAACAAGUUAUAUAUAGAACACUUUUUUACUUAGGAUGUGCCUUUUUUUAGAUCAAUACAAAAUGAAAAUUAAUUCUUGGCGACUUGGUUUUAGGGUGACUGGUAACCCUUGUAAAGACUAUCUCGU